AUGUUGAAUGUCGACGAGUAUUACAUCGAGAUUUUGCGGCUUGUGAAGCAAGCUGGUUCGAUUAUCAGGGAAAAGAUUUAUCAACGCAAAGAUGUGCUCACAAAAUCGUGUGAUGUUGAUUUAGUUACGGAAUGGGAUCAAAAGGUAGAAAAUCUUCUAAUCAGUGGAAUAUCAUCCAAAUAUCCCGACCAUAGGUUUAUCGGUGAAGAAAGUACUGCUUCGGGACAAAAAAUAGAAUUAACGGAUGCUCCAACAUGGAUAAUCGAUCCCAUCGAUGGCACAAUGAAUUUCGUUCACGGUUUACCAUACACAUGCGUUUCAGUUGCGCUACUUAUUAAUAAAACAGCCGAAAUAGGAAUAGUAUAUAAUCCGAUCUUAGAGCAACUUUUUACUGCUCGAAAAGGUCAAGGCGCUUUUCUCAAUGGAGCUCCAAUUCACGUAUCUAAUGAAAAAGAAUUGCAUAAGGCAUUAAUAAUGGUAGAGAUGGGAACUAGUAGAGAUCCAGAAAAAUUGAAAAUAAUCUUGCAAAAUCUAGCGCUCCUUACAUCACAGAUUCAAGGAAUACGAUCGCUUGGUUCGGCGGCUCUGAAUAUGUGUAUGGUGGCUUGUGGCAGUGCUGACAUUUCUUUUGAAUUUGGUAUACAUGCAUGGGACAUUGCAGCCGGAGAUCUUAUUGUUCGAGAAGCCGGAGGUGUAUCAAUAGAUCCAGCUGGUGGUUCAUUUGACGUGAUGAGUAGAAGAACAUUGUGUGCAUCAUCAGUAGAAUUAGCUCAACAACUUUCCAAAAUAUUGAUCCAGUAUUAUCCGGAACGAGAUUAAGAAGUUUGGAAGCUUCAUGUAGAAGAUGAAGAGAACUUACUAUAUUUCUACGGAUUGAGGAUUAAAUUGUUAAAGAUAAUGCAAAUAUUAGAUUUAACAAAUUUUAAUUAUAUAACUGUAAAAUGUAUGUAAUAUUGUUAAUUAAGUUAUUUCCAGCAAAUAUGAUCAAAAUAUAAAGAAAUUGAAACUUCCUUAGAAACAUUUAAAUUAUAGUUUAAGAAAUAAAUUAAUAAAUUUAUUUACUUAUGAUGUAAAAUUGACAUAUACACAAUGAUAUUAAUACCCAUGUUAUCGGUAUAUAGAUGGAGAAGGUAAUACUAAUUUUAGAUACAUAAAAAUAAUAUAGCAUUACUGUCAAAGAAACU
This is a messenger RNA of Monomorium pharaonis (pharaoh ant), 1184 nucleotides long. RefSeq names its product inositol monophosphatase 1. The transcript is spliced from 6 exons. The record is from RefSeq and is a predicted model, not a curated record. Gene Ontology annotation, molecular function: inositol monophosphate 1-phosphatase activity. The coding region runs from base 1 to 819 and encodes 272 amino acids. Gene Ontology annotation, biological process: phosphatidylinositol phosphate biosynthetic process; inositol metabolic process; signal transduction. NCBI's taxonomy places the organism in Eukaryota, Metazoa, Arthropoda, Insecta, Hymenoptera, Formicidae.